This is a messenger RNA of Aspergillus lentulus, 2115 nucleotides long. RefSeq names its product transketolase family protein. Gene Ontology annotation, molecular function: transketolase activity. The record is from RefSeq and is a predicted model, not a curated record. NCBI's taxonomy places the organism in Eukaryota, Fungi, Ascomycota, Eurotiomycetes, Eurotiales, Aspergillaceae. Gene Ontology annotation, biological process: pentose-phosphate shunt. Gene Ontology annotation, cellular component: cytosol; nucleus.
AUGACGCAACAACUUGAAGAGAGAAAGAGAAUUGAUCUCGCCUUGCGAACAAUCCGAUGCCUGAUCUUAGACCUUUGCCAACAGUAUAAGGGCGGGCAUCCAGGGGGCGCCAUGGGAAUGACUGCGAUUGGCAUUGCAUUGUGGAAGUAUUGCAUGAGAUACGUGCCAGCGAACCCCGACUUCUUCAACCGGGAUCGCUUUGUGCUCUCCAACGGCCACACUUGCCUCUUUCAGUAUACCUUCCUCCAUCUCACGGGCUAUAAGGCCAUGACGAUGGACCAGUUAAAAUCGUACCACUCCGAGCGGGCAGAUUCCCUGUGCCCAGGCCACCCGGAGAUUGAAAUUGACGGGGUUGAAGUGACCACAGGCCCCUUGGGACAAGGUGUCGCAAACGCGGUGGGCCUGGCCAUGGCAACGAAGCAUCUCGGUGCAGUUUACAACAAACCCGGAUUCUCACUUGUGGACAAUACGACAUGGUGCAUGAUUGGUGACGCCUGCCUGCAGGAAGGCGUUGCAUUGGAGUCAAUUCAGCUCGCGGGCCACUGGAGACUCAACAAUUUGGUCAUCAUCUACGAUAACAACCAGGUGACGUGUGAUGGCAGUGUGGACAUCUGCAACUCCGAGGACAUCAACGCCAAAAUGAGAGCAUGUGGCUGGGAUGUGAUCGACGUUGAAGAUGGCUGUUAUGAUGUAGAAGGGAUCACUGCUGCCCUCAUGCGUGCCCGGUCCAGCAAAGAGAAACCGACCUUUGUCAACGUACGCACCGUGAUUGGCGUCGAGAGCAAAUUCGCCGGCGACGCCAAGGCGCACGGUGCUGCCUUCGGCGACGACGAGGUCGCGAACAUCAAGCGGAAACUUGGAAUGAACCCAGAUGAGCAUUUCGCUGUCCCUGACGAGAUAUAUCAGUUUUUCAGUGGCGCUGGAGUAAGAGGCCGAGCCCUGGAGGAGAACUGGAAUCAGCUCCUGCUCAAUUACUCGACGGAGUAUCCGGAGAUGUACGAGGAGUUCAGGUUGAGAAUGUUAGGAAAGAUGACACAGGACUGGACAAAGCUCAUCCCUUCAAAAGAAGAAUUCCCCGCAUCUCCAACAGCCUCCCGAAAGUCUGCCGGUCUCUGUUGCAAUCCCCUGGCGUCAAAGCUCCAGAACAUCAUGGUGGGCACUGCCGAUCUGACUCCUUCGGUAAACAUGGCAUGGAAGGGCAAGGUCGAUUUCCAACAUCCGGAGCUCAAGACAACUUGUGGCCUAAAUGGCAACUACACUGGGCGAUAUAUUCACUGGGGUAUCCGGGAACAUGCCAUGGCUUCAAUCUCAAACGGACUAGCAGCCUUCAACAAAGGAACCAUCCUGCCCAUAACCUCCAGUUUCUUUAUGUUCUACAUUUAUGCGGCCCCAGGCAUCCGAAUGGGAGCACUUCAAAGCCUCCAGCAGAUCCAUAUCGCGACUCACGACUCAAUUGGCACCGGCGAGGAUGGGCCUACGCACCAGCCCAUUGCGUUGGCAGCGCUGUACCGUGCAAUGCCAAAUGUUCUCUACAUACGGCCUUGUGAUAGUGAAGAGACGGCUGGGGCUUUUGUCGCAGCAUUGCAGGCAACAUCCACCCCGACAAUCAUCUCGCUGUCCCGGCAGAGCUUGGAGCAAUACCCGAACUUUUCCUCCCGACAAGGGGUCCAGCGGGGUGCAUAUGUUUUUAUCGAAGAUGAGCAGGCUCAAGUUACAUUGAUUGGUGUGGGUGCUGAGAUGGUCUUUGCAGUACGUACGCGAGAGGUGCUGCUGGACCGUUUCAACAUCAAGUCUCGCAUUGUGAGUUUCCCAUGUCAGCGUCUUUUUGCACAGCAGGACCAAGAAUACAGGAGGGAGGUCUUGAAAUAUCGGUCAGGAAUCCCCUGUGUCGUUAUUGAGGCAUAUGCGGUGACCGGGUGGGAGAGAUACGCCGAUGCGGGUUUCACAAUGAGUACAUUUGGACAUUCCCUACCUGGUGCGGCAGCAUAUAAGUACUUUGGAUUCGAUGAGCAUGUGAUUGCACCAGAGGUGGCAAAGCUCGUGGACGAGGUUCAGCGGGACGGGAUUGAAAGCUUGCGAGGUGAUUUCAGGGACUUGAAUCCGGUGCGCCAUUAG